Molecule: messenger RNA, 698 nt
Organism: Oppiella nova
Lineage: Eukaryota; Metazoa; Arthropoda; Arachnida; Sarcoptiformes; Oppiidae
Source: the annotation of a GenBank genome assembly
AUUCAGUUGUGAUCAGCGAAAGGAAGUGAAUGUCUUAAUACAUAAUUACAACAAAUUUUUAUCCAAUUUUAAAAUUUGUGACCAAAACCAUGAGAAUAACUGUUUGUCUGAUGAAUGGCAGUCACUUGAAGGACUCGAUUUGAAUGGCAGACAAAAUUUGAAUGAUUCACGAAUUGAUAGGUUUAGGCAUUCCCUCAAAACAAAGUCACAAAAUACACAUCGAGUUAUAAACUCAAUUAAAAACAAAUAUAUCAAGCAAUGGAGAUAUGUAUGCGAAUGGCCCGGUUCAGUGAGAACCUGAAGGAACACAAAGAUAGCGUUCAUUUAGAGCUGAAAAUCUUUGUGUGCGAUUGGGUUGGUAUUGAUUGCUUCAAAUGCAGUCCACCCGGAUGUGAGGAACAAUUCUCUAAGAAGUGUCAACUAAAAGUACAUACAAUCAAAUACCAUACCAAUGAUAAGCCACACAAAUGUGAUCAGUGCACAUAUGAGACCACAUAUAGAGCCCUAUUAUUACGUCAUAAGCGUAUUCAUGGUCCCGAGAAGGCACUUAAGUGUGACUGGCCUGACAAAGACAUCAUCUCAAAGCUCAUACACUUAAACAUACCGGUGAGCGACCAUUCAGUUGUCAGCAAAUGGGAUGCGAUCGAAGGUUUACAUCGCGACAAGCCAUGAGAUUUCAUAUGCAAAAAGUUCACAAC